Messenger RNA from Mycena indigotica, 1515 nucleotides. RefSeq lists its product as uncharacterized. Gene Ontology annotation, biological process: RNA methylation; siRNA processing; piRNA processing. Gene Ontology annotation, molecular function: O-methyltransferase activity; RNA methyltransferase activity. The transcript is spliced from 3 exons. The record is from RefSeq and is a predicted model, not a curated record. Lineage: Eukaryota; Fungi; Basidiomycota; Agaricomycetes; Agaricales; Mycenaceae. Gene Ontology annotation, cellular component: nucleus; cytoplasm. Bases 25 to 1515 code for a protein of 496 amino acids.
CCGUUUUGCUUCCAGUCACCACCGAUGGGCACGAUGGCCAUGGCUAUUCCCGAGCUCGAAGAACACGACGGAGAUCAUGAAGAGAUUGAACUCGAUAUCGGCGAUCCAAAGGUCCACUUCUACCCGCCACUCCAUCUCCAACGCAGAAUUUGGAUACUAGACAUACUUCGUCGCGAGAACAUUGUAGAGUUACUCGAUGUUGGCUGUGGUGAAGGUCAACUACUCAGCGUCUUGGCCCAACCGGCGCCUUGGUUGCUUCCUCCCCCCGAAACGACCAUCCCAUCCGGCGAAGCUUACACCUAUAAAGUCGACAAUGCUAACCUUCACAUGCAACGCGUUGUUGGAAUCGAUAUUUCCGAAACCGACCUUGCGUUUGCGGUCAAGGAUACUCAGCCCCAGUCUGAGGACGCAUCUGACGGUUUUGGUCUGCCCGUAACGCGCUUCGAAAAGCUCUCCAUCAAACUGUUCAAGGGUGGCCUUCAGACUUUCAAUGAGGAAUUCGUUGGGAUCGACUGCAUCGUUUGCACCGAAGUAAUCGAGCACCUCCCACCAGAAAUUCUACCUACUCUCGCGCCGAUGCUCUUGGGCAUGUACAAUCCUCGCAGGUUGCUUAUCACAACGCCAUCCUAUACCUUCAAUGCUCGAUUCACUCGUCCUUCUGCUCCUCGAUCGCAACGCGAACGCCAAGGCUACCCUGACCCUACGGGUCGGACAGAUCGCAUAUUCAGGCAUUCAGACCACAAGUUUGAGUGGACUGUUGAAGAGUUCCAAGCCUGGUGUCGCGAAACUGCCGAAAGCUGGGAUUAUGAGUUGGAAGAAAUGGCUGGCGUUGGCAGACCGCUGGAAGAUGACCCCUGGGGACGUGAUCAAGAACUUGGAGAUGCAUCUCUCGUGGUGUCUUUCAUCCGCAAAGACCAUGUUUCCCAAGAACAUCGUGUGGAAAAGGCGCGCAGCGUAUUAGCUGCACUUAGUGUCACCGGAGACGCACACGAAUUGUUAGCGGAACAUCAGCAUAUAGCACAUUCAUCAUCUGGUCGUCCCGCCCCUGCCCUGGCCAUCGCAGAUAAAGUCAAGGCAAAAAUGGAAGAGUUGCGCGAGGCCAUCAUCCCUCUGGAACAGAUCUGGUUUGACCCUGCGGUCAGCACGCUAUGUGGCGGCUACAUCGAAGCUCUAAUAUGGGCUGUUGAAGAAUCGGAGUUGCUGAAUGUACUGCGCGCUCCAAAGGAAUGGUCUAUUGAGCUUGUGGGUGGGGUCACGCAGUUGCCGGAUUCUUUGUGGGCAGAGGAUGACCCAGAUAGUAGUUUGGAUUUGAUUCCUGAUGGUUGGAUUCCCGGACAAGACCCAGAUGAGGUUUAUGAAGAAGAAGAUGACGAUACUUCGUCCCUUUCAACAACAGGCGCUGACGGUAAUGUCUCGUGGAGCGGUUCCCAGUUUGAAGAGGAAGGUCAUGAGACGGUCUGGGCUAAAGAUGCGUGGGACGAGCGGAAUGCUGGCUGGGGCGAAGAGGCGUGCUGA